AUGGCAGAAGAACUGAAUGUGCAUGAGCUUGCGGAUCUGCUUGGGGAUGAUGCACUGCUCGACAUGACAGCGCCGUCUGAUGUUCCACAGCCUCAAGUUGACGCAGAUGUAGACUCAAACGGGAACCAAGAGACAAAAGAGAAGCGUAAAAAGAAGAAGAAGCGACCACGUCACACUCCAAAGGAAAGCAAACGGUCUGGGAAGGAGGAAGGUAACAGCGAUGGUGAUGAUGAUGAUGAUGAUGAUGGCGACGAUGAGACCCCGAGGAAGCGUUCCAGGUACGUCAUUGACGCGGCAGAGAGUGGCGAUUCGGACUCCGACGAUGACGGCUUUAUUGCUGGCAGCGACGAGGAGGACGAGGGAGAAAGGUAUGAUGGCGACCUGCCAACAUACGAGCCACGCAAAGCGCACAUAUUCCGUGAGGGGGAGGAAAACAUGACGAGCGAGGAGUUGGCACGCGCCAUUGAGGAGCGGCACCGCGCCAGCAAGCGGAAUGAGGGACAGACCGAGGCGCUUUUAUCAGCAGGCCUCGGCAAGGGAAAGCUAUCGUCACUACGGUUUGCUGCGCAUCUGCUGCCGCAAGAGACCGACCCGAAGGUGUUCGCCGUGAAGUGCCGCCCACGAAUGGCGCGCCUGCUUGUGGCGCGUGUCGUCAACAAGUGCUACGCAUACCGCAUCGGGCGGAACUUUGAGCGAAGGAAGGUGGACUUGGGUAUCAUUUCUGUGUUUUGUCUCGACCAUGUGAAGGAGUACAUCUAUGUCGAGGCACACCGUAAGGUAUUUGUUGAGAACGCCCUUAAUGGGUUGCAUGGAUUAUUCCGCUACAACAUUACCCUUGUGAAUCCGUCCGAGCUGAUGCAAAUGAUGGAGCAGCGACCUUCUACCGAGAAACUGCGCGUCGGUGCUUUUGUGCGACUGCGCCAGCGUCACUACCGCCUCGAUCUCGCGCAGGUGGUGAAGGUGGAUCCAAGCGGCCGCCACGUGACUGUGAAAGUAGUGCCGCGCGAGGACUUCGUUGGCAAGCCCUUCAACAAGCCCGAGGUGCGUCUGCCGCCACGCUUCUUCACCCCCAGUCUCGCGGCGUACGUGCAGGACCGCGGUGACCACUACCGCUGGGGAGACUUGACGUUCGAUACGGACGGCUACCUCCUCAAGACCGUCUCCACCCGUAUGGUGAUCAACGGACCGCAAAUGGAGAAGCCGCGCGUGGAGGAGCUCGCGGUGUUCUACAACAGCGACCGUGACCGCGUGCGUGAAGCUGUCCAGCGGCUUAACUCUGGUGGACGCCAGGGGGCGGACCUGCGCAUUGGCGAUACGGUACGGGUUGUGUCGGGCCAGCUGCGCGAGACAGUGGGUACCAUUGAAAACAUCUUCCUAGAUACCAACACCGUGGCUUUGUCAUGCAGAGUGCCAGAGAGGAAGGAGCCGAUUAAGCUUCGUGUCGAGCUCGCCGCUUGCGUGAAACACUUUGCGGAGGGCACACACGUCAUUGUCGACAGCGGCGAACAUGCCGGUGAGAGCGGCACGGUGGUAAAGGCAGCGGGUGAUAUUGUGUACAUCUUCUCCGAUCGUGCCACCGCCUCACGUGAGUUGGCGGUGCAAGCCAGUGAAUGCCACCAAAGCAACCUGGUCGGUUCGUUCGGCCACACAUCGGGUUCUUGGAGGCUCUUUGAUUUAGUGAUGCUGGCUGACACUGCGUCCGUGGCGUGUAUUGUGCGUCUUAACCGCACUGACGUGUGUGUAUUGACAGAUCGCGGAGAGACUCGGUACUUGUCGCCGAUGCAGAUCAAGGCUGCGAUCACUGGUUCGCGCCAAACAACUGAUCGACUGAGCAACAUCAUCACACGUGGGAUGGAGGUGAUCAUACAGUCCGGCCCCAACACACCGUACCACCUCAUCGGGCAGACAGGACGCGUGGAGCAAUUAUUCAGUGGAACUCUUUUCGUCCGCGUCCGUAGCGUGAAGGAGAACGCGGGAUUGGUGGUCCUUAAUGCGAACUCGGUCCAGCUGAUUGGAGGCCGUACUACCACGAAACAGAUUCAACCACCCAGACAACUUCCGAUGGCGCAGCGCCGCCCGCACAAUGCUACAAUGGCUGAUGUGUCUGUGCCGAACCCACGCAUGACGUCGGAGGAAUGGACGAGCAACUCGGAAUGGUACGAAAUGGAUACAAAUUGA
This is a messenger RNA of Trypanosoma grayi, 2178 nucleotides long. Its product is annotated as putative transcription initiation protein. The transcript has a single exon. NCBI's taxonomy places the organism in Eukaryota, Euglenozoa, Kinetoplastea, Trypanosomatida, Trypanosomatidae. Bases 1 to 2178 code for a protein of 725 amino acids. Gene Ontology annotation, cellular component: DSIF complex. Gene Ontology annotation, molecular function: mRNA binding. Gene Ontology annotation, biological process: transcription elongation by RNA polymerase II; regulation of DNA-templated transcription elongation; regulation of transcription by RNA polymerase II. The record is from RefSeq and is a predicted model, not a curated record.